Molecule: messenger RNA, 1080 nt
Organism: Populus nigra (black poplar)
Lineage: Eukaryota; Viridiplantae; Streptophyta; Magnoliopsida; Malpighiales; Salicaceae
Product: zinc finger protein ZAT9-like
Exons: 2
Coding region: 1-1080 (359 amino acids)
Biological process (GO): response to chitin; response to stress
Source: RefSeq, a predicted model, not a curated record
AUGUUUGCAUUAGCAGAGCUUCAGCAUAUCAAUGGAGGACGGGCUGCUGUUGCCGCCACGGUUUGCAACGAAGUGUUUCCUAGUGGAAAAUCAUGGGGAGGCCAUAUAAGGGCAUGUUACAAGAAGGAGGAAGACGAAAAGGAUCGAGAAGAUACUGAUGAUUGGAGGGUACAUGAUUGCUCUUCUUCAGAAUCAGAAUCAGAGUUUGAAUUUCAUGUUGAUGUUGAUGAGAGUAGUACUAAAGGGUCCGUGGAGCCCGUCGAUUUGAGGGAGUAUCUCCCACGGGGUUGGUCAGGAAAUAGCAAGAAGAAAAGAUCUAGAAAAAAUAAGCUCAAAUUUGCUGCUUUAAAUCAAGCCAGAAAGAAAAGUUUUGCAGAUCACAUUCUUGAAGCUGCAGCCUUAAACCUUCUACUGUGGCCUUCAGUCUGUGAUAGCAAACAGAAGGGUAUUAGAGAAGAAUUAGCCAAGUACCAAGAUAGGUUUGCUCAUCAACUUGCCUUGAAUAAGAAGCCAAUGAAAAGCAUUGCUUAUACGCGAGAAAAAAGGUCCUCAGAGUUCAAAGUGGGACAUGAAAGAACAUACGUGUGCAGGGAAUGUGGAUUAGUUUUUGACAGCUUCCAAGGUCUCGGCGGCCACCUGGCCGCCCACAAUAGGAAGAGAGAGAGGGAAAAAGAAGGGAAAUUGGAUCUGGUAAGUGGGGUUCAUCAAGAUUCGAGAGGCAAAAACGUUAUAAUUGGUGAUGCUCCUAGAAAAGAGUACAAGUGUAACCUGUGCGAAAGAAGUUUUGCAAGUGGACAAGCUCUCGGCGGACAUAUGAGCUAUCAUGGCACUGCUCAUAAGGUUUACAAGCAUGAAGGACAUAAUAGCCAUCACAUCACUGCUGAUACGGAAAAUAAUGACUCCGCAUCCAGCUAUGAGGCAUCGAAUGGGGCAGAUAGUCAAUAUUCCAAUCCUCAAUCUAGUGUACAAGUUAGUCACCUUGAUCCUCAACCUGGUAGUGCAUUGGAUUUGAACAUGGCUCCAGAUGAGGGUUUAUGGGGAAAUGAUGUUGGAGUCCAAAAAAAAUCUCAGUUAAGUUAG